CCUCUAUGAGCUUGCUGUUUUAAUAUAACGGUGCAGCUCGCUCGGUUUUCCUCUCCUUCCCCCCUCCUCUUCCUCUCGACCCGGUUCGUGUGAACUCGGAUUUUGUUACUAUCAAGCUUGAAGGCUUCGGCUGCUCGCAGUUCUGCUCAGUCCUGCGAUGAGGUCCGAGAUCUGGCAACUGCAGGAAAGCCUUUGGAUCAGCUGAAGCAUUGACGGAUACACUCCUACCUCCACUGUCUUCAUCAGUGCCGCGCUUCAGAUGGGAGGACAUCAGUUGCUGAUCCGCUUCACCCAAAUGCGCUAUAUGCAUUCCCCCCUCAUGUAAUAUGGCUGCCUGUGGCCUUUUGCUGCACCUGAACACCCUGGAGUGGAGCUGCCUUUUACCAUGGUGAUCAUUUUCUCAAAGACACUGGAAAAGAAGAAGGGUGUCAAUGAUGUAACAUCCAAGAGCACCGAGAGGCGGCCGAGUGAUCUCCAGAUCAUGAGCAGAGGGACCACCCUCUUCUCCUGUGGAACUGUGGAGGCAGACAGAUGGUUUGACUUGGGGCGGAGCUGUGCCAUCCAACAGAAAACUCCAUGUCAGUCUGAUUCCAGCCUGGAGAGCCUGUGGGAUGUGAUGCCUGAACCUGUGAGCCAGCAUUGGACCAAGGAGCCAGGCAGUGCCACCGCUAUCACCAGUCUGAUUAGAGAUCUAACUCUUGGCAGUGGCCCGAUCUGCACCCAUUUGACGUCCACUUCUGCACAUUACACCGCCACAUCCACCAGCCAAGCUCCUACAGCUCCCCCAAGCAAACGCCAGUGCCGCUCCCUGUCGUUUUCUGAUGAAUUCGCCGGCUUCCGCUCAUCCUGGAGGCCCCAAGGUUCUCGAGUGUGGACAGCAGUGGAGAAGCGUAGGUGUCUCAGUGGAGGAAGUGUCAAACCAGCAGGAGGUGGGCAUUUUCCCACCAUGCAGCGCAGCUCCAGCUUUAGCUUGCCCUCACGCUCAAGCAUACAUUCAGAUGGAACCGUGGACCUGCCAUUCUUCAACCAGCAGCUGCCUCUCCACCCUCAGUUCACUGCCUCUCCAUUGUCUCCUACCUCCCCUUUCCCUCCUCAUAAUCACCACCAAUCCCACGUCUUCCUCAGACCCCUCUCGCUUUCACACGAGCAGAUUAGUCUGACAGAACUCCAGAGAGAGGAGGCAUCAGAGACCAGCUCUCCAGACUCUACCCCAGAGCUGGGGAGACGAGCUGCAAAGGGAAGUGUGAAAAAAGGGCGUCUAUCUCGGAGCAGGUCCCAGCCAUGCGUGCUGAACGACAAAAAAACUGCUAUGAAGCGCAGAAGACCAGAGGAUGCCCAGGAGCAGCGUCCCUCCCUGGACUUGGCAAAGAUGACUCAGAAACUUCAGACCUUCCAAAGCUUAAGCUGCCCUGGAUUCUCAGCCUGCGACGGCUUCCAGUCGAGCCUGCCCUCCUUUGAGUUUUCCGGCCAGUCAGAGACGGCCUUCACGGCUGUGUCCGAGCUGGGCCUGGAGUCGCGAGAGAUGGUAGACGACGACGAAGAGGAUUCUUCCUAUGAAGAGGUGGAUAGUGAUUCCGCCUGCAGCGUGGACUCGCCACCGGGAUCUCCUGCGGGCAUUCUGGACAGUAAACGCACCCUCUGGAAGGGAGAUUGUGGAACACAUAAGGACAUUUUCCAGCUUGGAGGAGAGCUGGACCUCGACCAGAUUGAAAGAAACUGAACACUUUUUGGAAGAUUUUAAGUCUGUGAGAUCUGUCAGAGAAAAUCACAAAAGAUGACCAUGUGCUGCAAGAAACUCGAUGGUUGGUUUUGAAAGGGAAAGAUGUUGAAAAGACUGAGAAAACAUGUUGCUAAAGGUUGGUUUCCUAAUGACACAAAUGCCUUGAACGUUCUUUCUGCUUAAUUGAAAAAGGAGUGUUCUUUGUUUUUGAAUUUACUGAACUCAGGAGUGGGAAAUUGAGGAUUUGUCUUAAAGAAAUCUUCCUGAUUCUCACUGUGUCUUUCUAACCUUGUGAACUUUCCAACGUUAGCUCAUCUUAGGUUUGUAGUACUGUACCAGUAGCUGGGCUCUCCCUUAUUCAGCUCCAAUGUUCUUAAAAAAGUAAUUAGAAGUUGGGGUUAAAAAAGUGUAUUCUCAGAGUUUGGCUUAGUCUUUCCUGUUAUUUUUUUAUUUUUGCACACGUGUAAACCUUUUUGUUUGAAUGUAGGCUCAAUAAGCUUUAACAAGUGUUCAAAAUAUGAAAAGUGCCUUCUUUUGGAUGCUUUUUCUUGUAGUUAUCUUCAGGAAACCUGCUCACUGAAAGCCACUGUCUCUGACAUUCAUAUGCAACGUGUACAUUUGAAUCAAACACUGAAUCUCUGCGGAGUUCAAACAGCCGUGUGUGUAUUUUUCUACGAACGUUAUGCUCUGUUUGUGAAGGAGCGAGGUUGCGUGGCCUUUCUUUUAACAGAAUGGAAAUAAAUUCACAUCCGCACUUA
This is a messenger RNA of Nothobranchius furzeri (turquoise killifish), 2478 nucleotides long. RefSeq names its product protein FAM53B. The record is from RefSeq and is a predicted model, not a curated record. Lineage: Eukaryota; Metazoa; Chordata; Actinopteri; Cyprinodontiformes; Nothobranchiidae. Gene Ontology annotation, cellular component: nucleus. Gene Ontology annotation, biological process: protein import into nucleus; positive regulation of canonical Wnt signaling pathway.